AUGAAGCUGUCCCCUUUCGCCGGAGUUGAGGUCUCGAUCGACCCUUUGCAGUCUGACGACCACGUCUACACGUUGAUCCUAAAAGACCAACUUCUCCCCCGCAACCCAGUCAAUGGCCGCGAACAAUCUACCGUGUCCUGGGAACUUGACUUUGCAAAGAAAGACUGCAGUCCAGAAGGUAAUGCUGGGUCUCCCGCUGCCUUCAUUUUCAUUCCAUGGGACCACUUCAAGCCCACUUACCGUGGCAAACCAUGCAGCGACUCGAAGCCGCUGGACUUAAGCGACAUAAAACGGAUCAGCAUCAUGAUCAGAAGGUACGCUCACUGGUCUCUCAUAGUUGUUGAUGAGAGCUUACGGAUCAGUAGCUUCUUCGGCUCGCAACAAGGAGAUUUUCGCUUGCGAAUCAAGUCCAUCGCCGUGUGCUCCUCGCCACUUCUUGACGAUUGA
Capronia coronata CBS 617.96 is the source of this 447-nucleotide messenger RNA. RefSeq lists its product as uncharacterized. Gene Ontology annotation, biological process: NADH dehydrogenase complex assembly. The coding region runs from base 1 to 447 and encodes 148 amino acids. The record is from RefSeq and is a predicted model, not a curated record. The transcript has a single exon. Lineage: Eukaryota; Fungi; Ascomycota; Eurotiomycetes; Chaetothyriales; Herpotrichiellaceae.